UCCGCCGCGCGGGCCCGCUCGCGGGAGGGCAGCUCGAUCUCUCUGGCGCGGCCGCGACCGCGGCCGGCGGCGACGGCGACAGGAGGAGGAGGAGGAAGGGGAGGGUCGGAGGGGGAUGGGGUCGAAGAGGAGGGCGAGCGAAGCUGGCACAGCCAAAGCACGCCGGCGAGCGAGUACCAGGGAUCGACCUGCUCUCGUUUUGCUGUCAGUCCAGGCCGCCUCUGCAACAAGGCGAAGUCGAGGCGAAAACGGCCCACGAGAUCGUCAGGACACCGUCUGGUCUGGUUCGACCCCUGGUUCAGUGCUGCUCGCCGGCGCGUGGUGCCCCACCACGGGAGGCAGCGGGCAGACGCAGGCGGCGCCGAGCCGGAAGAUAUAGCAUUCGCGCGAGGGGCUGUGGAGGAGGAGGAGGAGGAGGAGGAGGAGGGAAAGGAGGGGGAGGAGGAGGGGGAGGAGUGGGGCGGCGCACACCGCCCCCACCAGGGGCUGUUCAAAAAAAAACCCUCGGGCGCCUGCGCCAUGCGCUCGGCGCGCUGGCCGCGGGCGGCGGGUCGGCGGGGAAGGGGCGCGACAGGCAGAGGGGAGGAGCGACGGCCGAGCGCACUGUCGCCGUGGCGGCUGCGAGUGCACAACGAAAAACGCGGCGGCACUGCCGCCAGCUGCCCCGCCGCCCUCCCCGAACUGCCCCGCCCCCCCCCUCCCGCGGAAGGAGGGUGGCGGAGGGUCCCGCACGGGACGGGUCGGCCAGAAGGGGGAGCUGCCUACCGGGAGCCCUUGAACUUCGGGGCCUGCAGGACGCCGAGCACGGCGGCGAGCACGAAGAGGGCCACCCCGCCGAGCCCGAGCACGAGGGCGGCCACGGGGCCCGCAGGACCCUCGAUCGAGGAGAAGGACACGAACGCCGCGGCCAGCAGGGCCACCGCGCCGGCGCCAGGCACGGCGGCGGCGAAGGUGUCCGACGACGUGCCCUCCACGGCGGACAGGACCCUGGUGCGCUCCAGCGUGCUCAGGACGCCCUGCUUCUCGGUGAGGGUCAGGGGCCGCGUGAUGCCAGCCGCCGACGCGACGGAGGCCGCGAGGGACAGCAGGCGGUUCUCCUCGAGGAAGGACAGCAGGCGCCUCUGCUGCAGCACCGUCAGCAGCGAGACCGGGGUCUUCUGCUUGACCGUGUCGAAGUCCCCUUCCGCUCAUUGAAGACGAGGACGCUCGAGUCGACGUCCAGGUCGACCGUCCUCCUAGUCCCCGACGUGAUGCCCCCGAUGACCACCGCGGCGCCCAGCGCGACCAGGGCCGGCAGCCCGAGGCCCCCGGCGAAGACCCCCCGGGUGAACUCCACGUCCUGCUCCACUUCCGCGGUGCCGACGGCGAAGGCUGCGGCUGCCAGCGCAAGGCCGGCGGCAGCAGCCUUGGGCACCGUGCCCUUGUCGGUGAGCACGUCCUCGGCCAGGGUGAGCAGGCCCUUGUCCUCCAGGAACUUCAGCAGGCCCAGCCUCUCCGGCAGGUCAUAUGCGGACGCCGGCCUCC
This is a messenger RNA of Prorocentrum cordatum, 1524 nucleotides long. NCBI's taxonomy places the organism in Eukaryota, Dinophyceae, Prorocentrales, Prorocentraceae. The record is from the annotation of a GenBank genome assembly.